Molecule: messenger RNA, 2796 nt
Organism: Chelmon rostratus (copperband butterflyfish)
Lineage: Eukaryota; Metazoa; Chordata; Actinopteri; Chaetodontiformes; Chaetodontidae
Gene: mvk
Product: mevalonate kinase
Exons: 10
Coding region: 270-1463 (397 amino acids)
Biological process (GO): isoprenoid biosynthetic process; cholesterol biosynthetic process
Cellular component (GO): cytoplasm
Molecular function (GO): mevalonate kinase activity; ATP binding
Source: RefSeq, a predicted model, not a curated record
CAGUAGUAGAGAGCGUGCUUAGAGCAGCUUCCUGCACUUUGGCCAAAAAUGCUGAGUUAAACUGCUUAUAUUCGUCGAGUCUUCGCGUAAAGCGCAGAGCAGUGCGCAGAGUUGUCAACUGCUUGUCGCUGCUUCAGAGGAUUAACCGUUGCCAAAGGUGGCUAAGCUAUCUUAAUAGUAAUAAUAAUAAUAAUACUGUCAAUUUGAACUUGAAGGCUCGAGCUGCCAACCCCUGGACACAUUUUUGUACUCUGGAAACUGUCACAGAAAUGCAAGUGAAGGACAGCUACGUGUCUGCUCCAGGGAAGGCGAUCCUCCACGGAGAGCAUGCAGUUGUACACGGAAAGGUGGCUCUUGCUGUGAGUUUGAACCUGAGAACAUAUUUACGGUUGAAAGCCACCAACACUGGCAAAGUUUGCAUCAACCUCCCAAAUAUCGACACGUUCCUCUGCUGGGACCUGUUUGAACUGAAGCAGCUUGUUCCUUAUUUGAGUGGUAAGAGGGAGGAGGUGAAACGUCUGGAUGCUGAACUCGUGAGGAGACUGCGUGAAUUUGUUGCUAUACCUAAUGGAAACUUGGAUACUUGCAACAUGGCCACCUUAUCCUUCCUCUACAUGUACCUGUCACUGUUUGGAUCAGGUGAGCUGCCCAGCUUGACGGUGUCUGUGUGGUCGGAGCUGCCAACUGGAGCAGGACUGGGGUCGAGUGCUGCCUACUCUGUGUGUUUAGCUUCAGCUCUGCUCUGUGCAAGUGGAGCCAUUCCCGCUCCUCUAAAAGAGUGGGAACACACUGCAAGAUGGUGUCAGGAGGACCUGGAGCUGAUCAACAGCUGGGCUUUCCAAGGGGAAAUGAUCAUCCAUGGUAAUCCUUCAGGAGUAGACAACGCUGUUGGAACGUGGGGUGGCAUGCUGAGAUUCUUGGCCGGGAAGAUAAUACCACUGAGCAGGGUGCCGCUAUUAAGAAUCCUCCUCACUAACACCAAAGUACCACGUAGCACCAAGGUGCUUGUUGCCAGGGUGAAGGACAAGAUUAACAAGUUUCCCUCUAUCAUGACUCCAGUACUGGACUCAGUUGAUGCCAUUUCCUGCACUUGUGAGAAAGUCCUGUCAGAGAUGACCAGUGAGCCAAUCACAGGAGAGCACUACAAUAUCCUCGAGGAGCUCAUUGACAUUAACCAGCACCACCUGAACGUGAUGGGGGUGGGACACCCUGCCCUGGACACACUGUGCCAGGUCACGUUGGCCAAAGGGCUCCACAGCAAGCUAACCGGUGCAGGAGGAGGAGGCUGUGGCAUCACCCUUCUGAGACCAGAAACCGACUCCUCCGUCGUCCAGGCUACAGCGCAGGACCUGAAAGACUGCGGCUUUGACUGCUGGGAAACAAGCAUUGGCGGACCAGGUGUCCAGCAGCACUCUCCUCUCUCGGUUAAAGAGGACGUUCUGGAGAUUUUAAACCGUUACUGAGAUGCACGCGUGGCUGUGGCUGCGCCAGAGGACAGACGGUGUCUUUUUGUUGUUUUGAUGUCACAACCAAUGAAGUGAGUGGACCAAGGAGCUGGACAGACCUUCCUGAAGUGUUGAUUGUAGAUUUAAUUGACAGACAAUCUAAUUGUUUUGAAACUAACAGCAAGCGUUUCUAACAAAUAACUGGGAAAAUGAAGAGGAUUUAAUUCUUUUGGUGAAGCAUCCGAUGGAAUGUUUGCUUGUCGAACAUACUCAAUGGUACAAUUAUAUGUACUGAGCUCUCUGUCCACUAGAUGGCAUCAGAGUUGCACUAAUGCUUUCGGUGGAACAGGCUCGCAAGGACGGGAAGAGGCUCUGAUAAAUUGCUUGUGUGAGUGAAGCAGUGGCAGAAUUAAUUCAUAGUUUCAUCCAAAUGUUUAAAGCAGGAGGGCCGACCUAUCUUAAUGGAUUAAAUGAUCGUCAGUAUUUGCUCACUUCUGGCAUUGUAACGUUCAAUAUUGGUGGGUAACUGCUAGAAUGAAUGUGGUAAUUUACGCAAUUAAUUGUACAGAAAAUGAUACUGGAAGGAAAGUUUGAUAAAUGCUUUUUUUUUUUUGUCUCUUUAACGAAACCCAAUUUUCACACAUGUUCAAAGAGGUUUCUGAAAGUGACUUAGCUUGAAUUUUUCUCUGAAUCCAGAACAAUGUUGGCGAGAAUAUGUGUGAAUGAGCUGAGGCCAGGAAGUAAUACCGCCAUAAAUAUACUCUGAGGACUAUUUGCAUAAAACUUCGCUCUCAUAAUGACUAUCCCACAGACAGAUGUAUGCCGCUUUGAUGCUGCAGCACUUUUUUAUUUUGCUCUGCUUUUAACAUAAAAGCGUUUAAAUGCAAUACGAAGCUGGAACCAAAUGAUUUUAUUCAUUUGAAACAUGUCAAAAACAAUAUGAAAUAUCUGUUACGUGUCCUCAGCUGAAGACAUACUGGCCGUGUUGUUUUGCUGGAGUAGAGGACGGGGAGGGGGGGGGACAGCAGGAGUGUGUGGCCUCUCAGGAGCCUCUGGAUUAGCGCCACUAUAACGUGAAUCAACAACAACCAGCAUCCUUCUGUGAGUCACACAUUCGCGCUGACACAUAUGCACACACACACCAGCUUUCCCAAAUUCUUCCCCACCUAAUUGCUCAUCCCGCUAAGCAUUACAAAAUAUUCCGCACAUGCCGCAGCUACAGAAGACGGAUCUGUUCAGAAUAUCCCUGAUUUGGGGAAAAGGUCAUUGUGGGAUUCAGUUGAGUCUGUAUAUCCAUUUCAUUCUCUAUUUUUUAAAUGUCAUGAAGAUUGAGUAGUACGAAUCUGGCAGU